Oppia nitens is the source of this 2858-nucleotide messenger RNA. RefSeq lists its product as uncharacterized. The record is from RefSeq and is a predicted model, not a curated record. The coding region runs from base 264 to 2462 and encodes 732 amino acids. The transcript has 9 exons. NCBI's taxonomy places the organism in Eukaryota, Metazoa, Arthropoda, Arachnida, Sarcoptiformes, Oppiidae.
UGUGGAAUUUUUUUAUUGUUUUUUCGGGUAAACUCAGUGCUCAUCUCAUACCAUACGUCAACUCAUGUGGAUAUCCCGGUUCGCCAUCUCAUGCGUCCGUAUCGUUAACUACCGAUACCAUAAGGAAUGGUACAAUAGCUACAUAUACGUGCGAUAAUGGCUACGAGCUGUUAGGACCGUCACGGAGGACAUGUGUCAGUGCCAAAUGGGAACCCGUAGGCAUACCCUUUUGUGUAUUGAAUGUUGCCGUCGGGAAGGCAGCGAUGCAAUCGUCGACCGUUGGCCAGGGAUCAGCACAGAAGGCAGUGGAUGGAAGCACCAGUAAUUUCUAUAAUACACAAACCUGUACUAUGACUGAGGCUGAGCGCAACCCAUGGUUUUAUGUUAAUCUUCUCGAACCAGUUCUUGUUCAGUUGGUUCGCAUUGACUUUGGCUCGUCGUGCUGUUCAAACAAUAGGCCGGCUGUCAUCACUGUACGAGUUGGCAACAAUAGGCCAGAUCUCGGUGUGAAUCCCGUUUGCAAUAAGUUUACCGGAUUUCUCGAAGAGGGCCGACCACUGUUUCUUCCCUGUGCACGACCGAUGCCCGGAGCCUUUGUUAGCAUUACACUGGAAUCUCCAGGAAAUCCACUUUCAAUCUGCGAAACAUUUGUGUACACAGAUCACGCCCUAUCUAUAGAACAGUGUCCAUCAUUCAGGGAUCAGCCUUUAGGCAGUACAUCCACUUACAAUGGAAAGUGUUAUAUAUUUUAUAACAACCAACCGCUGAACUUUGAUAGUGCAAAACGAUUCUGUGAGCUCAGGGGUGGAUCACUUGUCGAUGAGACAUCACCCGCACUCCAAGGUUUUCUCAGUUGGGAACUCUAUCGACGACACAGAAAUGACCCGAACGGUCAGUACUGGUUGGGCGCAGUACGCGAUACGAAAACGCCGGCCAACUGGAAAUGGAUUAACGGAAAAGAUGUGACCAUUUCGUUUUGGAAUUUGCCGGCAAACAAAGAUAACUGUUCCCGAUUUGAUGGUACAAAAGGUUGGCUCUGGUCGGACACUAAUUGUAAUCUGAAUCUCAACUUUGUUUGCCAACACCGGCCCCUGUCUUGUGGUAAACCUGAACGGCCGCCAAACUCGACAAUUCUGGCCCGAAGUGUCGAAAUCGGAUCAGUGAUCGAGUAUCGGUGUCACGACGGAAGUCUAUUGGUUGGUCCAAACAUCCGAACGUGUCUACCGAACGGUUUCUUCAGUGAAUUUCCUCCAAAAUGCAAAUUUUUAGAGUGUGGUUUUCCCGCAUCCGUAACCAAUGGACAGUAUAUCCUAUCAAAUAACUCGCGCUCAUACCUAAGUACAGUGAACUACUCGUGCAAAGACGGCUACAUUUUGGUCGGUAGAGGACAUCUUGUAUGUGAUGUCGACGAACGAUGGAACGGACCGCCGCCCAGAUGUGAACCAGUCAUUUGUCCCAAUCCUCCGGUUAUAUCGAAUUCAGUGAUCAGAAUAUCCGCUAAUAACACAAUCUUCGGAACCGUUGCUGAAUAUGAUUGCGACGAUGGCUUUGAAUUAAGUGGCGAUUCGCGUCUUAUUUGUAACACCGCCGGCUUUUGGGACGGAGAUCCAGGAUUUUGCAGAGACAAGAGACCAUCAUCUACUAGUUCAACAACAACUCGCGGCACAACAUCCACCACUACAACAACUACAACACGUAAGACAACUACUACAGCGCCGACAUCACGAACACCAGCCCACACGUGGCCUAUAAUCGAUAGACAGUCGACACCAUUGAGAGAUCCACAAAUAUCUUUGAUUCCGGUGUCGUCGACUUCUACAACUACAUCACCAUAUCUGAACACUAGGCGUACAAAUAUCUACUCGACUGGAAAUAUGGCCACAACUACUACUACUACUACAACAACGACAACUACUCGUAGACCGACAUCAAAGAGUCGUACGACACGACUGCCGACUGUCAUCAGAACUCAAGAUAACGAAGUGAAUGAUAGCCUAUUGAGAAGUAACAGCAAAGCGGCGACCGCUCGGCUUAAUAUGGGAGGCAUAAUAGCAUUGGCAGUCUUCGGUGGCUUUGUCUUCUUGGCCGCCGUUAUCACUAUAGUUGUGAUUAUAGUCAGAAGAUUAAAGAAUAGUCACAACGCAUUGGACGCUCAAACCAUCAGCACAUUUGACAGUUCGGGAGACAAUUCAGGCUUUUACCAGAAAUACGCGACCGCUUGGUCUCAGUUACAGUCCAAUGGUAUUCAUUCGGGUUCAUACAAACCGGGAUUAGUUCGCAUCGAUCCGCCAUACGAUCCGCAUCGGCUUAAUAGCAGGGGUACAAUCAAUGAGGGCUUUCGCGAGGCCAAUGAGAUCACAUUGAACGCCGAUGUGGCUGCACUGUACUCGCGGCCAGACAAGCGCUACAAGAGGCCCGAUCCCGACGGUCAAUCCCAUUGGCAACAUACCAGAAAAUAUUAACAAUUGGUCACUUAUUAGCUUCAAAUUAUUUUUGUUUGUUUUAUUUUAAAUACAACUAUAAUUAUCUUCCAACUGUUCUGUGAAUGAAAACAAAAUUUUUGUCUUUUGAAUCAUCAAAUAUUUUUUUGAUAAUUUUAUUUUUAAAAAUUUUUAGUUUGAAUAUUGUAGUAAUUUUUUUUUAGAUAUUUAGUUAAAUAGUACCGAAAGAUAUCAUUUUUCUUAAUCAUCUUAUUUAUCACAAGUUUUUUUACACAACAAAUUGCUAAUGAAUUGCAAUUAUUUUUAAUUUGCUUUUUUAAUAAUAUUUUUUUCUUACAACACAACAAUAACAAAAAAUAUCCUAUUAUUGCCAAUCAGUUAUUAUCGAUGCCAUCACACAACUCAUUAUCAUUACAU